CAUCCACAUCCAAAAAAAAAGACACACACACACACACACACACUUGUCUCUGGUCUACUGUGUGUCUCUCUUCUCCGACCUCGCUUAAACACUAUCGUUGGUUCUAUCUCCAGAAUUCACCAUCCAUAAAGAGCCGACACAUGGACGCUUCGAUUCUACACUCCGACUCUCUCUCCCUCACACGCCUGUGCGUCACCACCACCACAGCAUCUGCUGUUUCCCUCACUCACCAGAUGCCCUGCCUUCUCUUUUCUACUCCUGGACGGAAACUUGUCUCGUUAUCCUCCAUUUCUUGGCCUCGCAGGUCUCCUUCCUUUAUAGCAGCUGCAAGUAGUGGCACCUUGAUGGCCAAUUCUCCAAAAAGUGGGGUAUAUACAGUUGGUGAUUUUAUGACAAGGAAAGAGGAUUUGCAUGUGGUAAAACCGACAACAACUGUAAAUGAAGCACUGGAGACUCUUGUAGAACGUAGAAUUACUGGUUUUCCUGUGAUUGAUGAUGAUUGGAAACUGGUUGGUCUUGUGUCAGAUUAUGACUUGUUAGCAUUGGACUCCAUAUCAGGUGGUGGAAGAACCGAAACUAACAUGUUUCCUGAAGUCGACAGCACUUGGAAAACUUUCAACGAGGUACAAAUGUUGCUCAAUAAAACCAAUGGGAAGGUUGUUGGUGACUUGAUGACACCAGCACCAGUUGUUGUUCGUGAAACCACCAAUCUUGAGGAUUCUGUAAGAUUAUUACUUGAGACAAAAUACCGUAGACUUCCAGUUGUGGAUGCCAACGGCAAGCUUGUUGGAAUUAUCACAAGAGGAAAUGUUGUAAGAGCUGCUUUGCAUAUAAAACAUGCCAUGGAAAGGAAAGCGUAGUAUCCCCGUAUUUUUUUUUCAAGGAAAAAUGCAGCAGUCAACAUGGCAAGCUGGGUCUGAUUGGUUUAUGCGAGCUGUUUUGAGCUCGGCAACAAAAGAAGCUGGCUGCUUUAUACAUACAAUUUUGGCUCGUGUUUGUAUCACAUCAUUUUCUACUUUUCCUAGUAUAGUAAGAGUUAUAGUUACAAGGAUUAGUGGCGACAGGAGCCAAUAAUGGUUCAUCUCAAGACGCUAGUAUGAUCAUGAUGGUGGUUUCUUCAGAUUUAUGAUGUUAUAAGCUACUAGCAGAUAUUUGUCUGCCCGUCCUUGCGAUGCAUUAAAUCUGGACGGUGAUUAAAUUGAAAGUGAUAAUGACUGCUCUA
Messenger RNA from Populus nigra (black poplar), 1222 nucleotides. Its product is annotated as CBS domain-containing protein CBSX1, chloroplastic-like. Lineage: Eukaryota; Viridiplantae; Streptophyta; Magnoliopsida; Malpighiales; Salicaceae. Bases 141 to 860 code for a protein of 239 amino acids. The record is from RefSeq and is a predicted model, not a curated record. The transcript has 8 exons.